This is a messenger RNA of Xenia sp. Carnegie-2017, 1534 nucleotides long. RefSeq names its product fructose-2,6-bisphosphatase TIGAR-like. The record is from RefSeq and is a predicted model, not a curated record. The transcript has 5 exons. Gene Ontology annotation, cellular component: cytosol. The coding region runs from base 405 to 1265 and encodes 286 amino acids. Gene Ontology annotation, molecular function: fructose-2,6-bisphosphate 2-phosphatase activity. Gene Ontology annotation, biological process: negative regulation of glycolytic process; fructose 1,6-bisphosphate metabolic process; fructose 2,6-bisphosphate metabolic process. NCBI's taxonomy places the organism in Eukaryota, Metazoa, Cnidaria, Anthozoa, Malacalcyonacea, Xeniidae.
CUUUCAAUAUGCAUCUUUAUUAGCCAGUAAAAAGAUACUUGACGAGUUUAAUCGCUCUUUAGAAUUCUUUGGAAUAACAAAUAUGCGGAGCACGUUUCAUGAUAACGACAAUUAUAUAAUUCAAUUAAAUAUAUUCGCCGUUGGCUAUGUUCUUGUUUAAUAUAUGUUGAUGAACAUCAACGACACAACAGUAAAAUCUGUAACUUUUAAUUCAUAAAUGAAAACACAGUAAUUGUGCGUUUUUUACAACCAUUUGCAUUUGUAUUUAUAAAUUACCAAUGAGGCGUUACAUUUUGUUAAAGUUAUUCUAUACUCCCCCGUCCCAAGCUGUAAGAGUAAUAAAAUAAAAAUUGCUGCGGCAGUGACGACGGUGGGUGCCGCAAGAAAAUCCAUAAUUUAACAAAAUGGCUGGAGCAUUACAGAUCCAGGAGUGCGAACUAAAGUGGAGCUUUCGACUGACGUUAGUUAGACAUGGAGAAACAGAUGAAAAUCGUAACAAAAUUAUUCAAGGUCAUAAAGACACUGUGAUGAAUAAGCAUGGCAUAGAGCAAGUGGAGCGUGUUUCUGAUAGAUUGAAAGAUGAAAAUUUCAUUAAGAUAUACAGCAGUGAUUUAACAAGAGCUUACAAGACUGCAGAAAAAAUAUGCCUGAAGAAUUUGCAUAUGAAAGAAUUGAAAAUCAGUAAUGAAAUUUUGUUACGGGAAAGGAGUUAUGGGAAUGCAGAAGGGGGUUCAAGGAAAGAACUCAAGAGAGUUUUGAUGUCAGGAAAAUUACCUUGUGGUGCAGAGACUGAAGAGCAAGUACAGAAAAGAGUUGUGAAGUUUUUUACAACUUUAGUCGAAGAUCUUUUUAGGCAUGAGAAGGUGUCAAGAAGGAGUGGAAAUCAAACUAUUUUGAAUCACGAGCUCAAUAACCAUGAAGAAAAUUUUAGUCACAAUGAAGAUCCUUUAUUAUGGCAGAAGGUAGAAUAUUCAUCUGACAUCAAUAAUAAAUGUGAAAUGCCACAUAAGUCACGUGAAGAUCGUGCAGAUCAAUCAAAAAGGAUACAAAAUGUUUUAGUUGUAUCACAUGGUGGAAUAUUACAUUAUUUUAUGGAGUAUUUUUUUAAUCAUUUCAACUGCCUGUUUUCAAUGGAAAAAGGAAAAGUUUCUAAACAAAUUUGCCCCAAUACUGGGGUGUCAGUGUUUUUGAUUUCAUUAAAUGCAAACAAAAUAUGCAAAAUAGAUUGUGAGAUAUUAUAUGAUUCAUCACAUCUUGAACAGUAAAGUACGUAAAAGUUGAUUGUUUAAUGAAUAGUUUUCAUUAUUUUUGUAAAUUUAUAAAUGUGAAUAAUGUAAUAUGUAUAAGGGGGUGGUAGUAGGGGGUUAACAAUGGCUAACUAGGAGUAGAUAGGAACUUGAAAUGCAGUUGGAACAUGAAAUAAGCUAAAAACUUUACUAUAUUGGUUAUUCAAGAACAUUUAAGAAGUCAUACUAAAGAAUGUCCAAAGAGAUGUAAAAACUGGAUUAUUAUUAUUUAUAUUUUUUAUUAUUUA